CAGCUGGACCGAAGGGGGCGGGGUCGGUCCUGGGCGGCUGGCCGCGCGGAGGGCCGCCAGGGGCCGGGGGACUGGAGCAUGGGACGGCGCGCCUGAAAGAGCGAGCAGGGGUGAGGAAGGGCCUGGGACCCUGAAGGGAACAGGCACGAGAAAGGGGCACGACAGCAAAGGAGGAAGAUGCAACUGACUCGCUGCUGCUUCGUGUUCCUAGUGCAGGGCAGCCUCUAUCUGGUCAUCUGCGGCCAGGAUGACGGUCCACCAGGCUCAGAGGACCCUGAGCAUGAUGACUCUGAGAGCCAGGCCCGGCCGCGGAUGCCUCGAAAGCGGGGCCACAUGUCCCCUAAGUCCCGCCACAUGGCCAACUCUACUCUGCUAGGACUGCUGGCUCCACCUGGGGAGGCAUGGGGGGUCCUUGGGCAGCCCCCCAGUCGCCCAAACCACAGCCCCCCGCCAUCAACCAAAGUGAAGAAAAUCUUUGGCUGGGGUGAUUUCUACUCCAACAUCAAGACGGUAGCCCUGAACCUGCUGGUCACGGGGAAGAUCGUGGACCACGGCAACGGGACCUUCAGUGUCCACUUCCGACACAAUGCCACGGGCCAGGGCAAUAUCUCCAUCAGCCUUGUGCCCCCCAGUAAAGCUGUAGAGUUUCAUCAGGAGCAGCAGAUCUUUAUUGAAGCCAAGGCUUCCAAAAUCUUCAACUGCCGGAUGGAGUGGGAGAAGGUGGAACGGGGCCGCCGGAUCUCGCUCUGCACCCAUGACCCCGCCAAGACCUGCUCCCGAGACCACGCUCAGAGCUCGGCCACCUGGAGCUGCUCCCAGCCCUUCAAAGUCGUCUGCGUCUACAUCGCCUUCUACAGCACGGACUACAGGCUAGUCCAGAAGGUGUGUCCGGAUUACAACUACCACAGCGAUACUCCCUACUACCCCUCUGGGUGACCCCUGGGCAGGCCACAAAAGGCAGGCCAGGGCUGGAAGGACAGGCCUGCCCACACAGGAAGCCAUCUGUCUGGAUACUGGGCAGGGAAGGGAAGGGGCCUCAGGCAGGGAGCUCCGGGGUGGAGAGGAUGAGAGGCCAGGUGUGGCCAGAACCAGGUCUCAGGUGGUGGGGAAGGGGUCACAGGUGCUGGCCCCAACCUGAGGCUGUGGGGCGAGCAGGACACAGGAGCACUGGCCGAGGAGUGGGUUCUCUGGGUGGCCUCACAGGGCUUCCCCACUGAGCGACAGAAAGAUGCCGGGUCCAGGAAGCCCCUGGGGCAGGCAGACCAAUACAGUUUCUGAGAGGAGCCUGAAAUCUUGGCUCCCUCCUUGCCAUCCUGAGAAAGAACAGCAACGAGGAGAGGAGUAUUUCAUCAGUGUGGUCACCCAGUGAGCCCUGCAGGAUGGUCGAGCUGGGGCUUCUUGGCAGCCAGCAGCAGGAACUCUCCAGCCCCACCCAGGAGGCAGCCCUGAGCCCUCAUCCUGGACUGUGGUCUGAGCUCGGCUUGAGGCGGAAGUGGUGACCCUUGGAGUCUUUGAUGUCUUGGCAGAGAGACCAGCUGCCCCUAGCCAGGCCUCCCCUUUCCAAAAUCGCUUCUCUAGCCAUUGCUCCCCACCCCACCCUUGAGCUGAAGUACCCCUCUGUCCAUAAGCUGAGGCGAGGACAACUGCGCUUCUCCCAGCACCAAGGCCACAGGCGGAAGCCACCUGUGAGUGGCGUGUUCCUCCCCCAUCCUGCCCCUGCUGGCUCCUCUGGGAGUGACCUUAUCCAGCAAGUAAGCCUUCCACAGCCAGCCUUGCCCAUCAGCCCAGGGCUCGCCUGGAUAAAGAUGCUGCCUCCCUCGUGGCCUGUGGGGCCGUCAGCAGCUCGGGGUGGGUGAGGUCACACUGUGGUGGGUGUGCUGGACCUGUCUCUUAGUGUCUGUCUGUGGGGGUGNGGGGUGGGGGUGGGGUUUGUGAACUCACCUGAUGGUCAACUUGUGUGUGCAGACUCUUGUUCACCGAGCAGGGAAUAAAGCUUUCCUGGAU
Molecule: messenger RNA, 2004 nt
Organism: Odocoileus virginianus texanus
Lineage: Eukaryota; Metazoa; Chordata; Mammalia; Artiodactyla; Cervidae
Gene: NXPH3
Product: neurexophilin 3
Molecular function (GO): signaling receptor binding
Source: RefSeq, a predicted model, not a curated record